AUGAUUGUAUCUGUGAGAGAGCUUUCACCUGCGGUGGAUCUGAGCUCUCUGGAAGGACACGGAGGUACACCAGAAGAAGAGGAGCCCGACCCUGCCAGACUGAAAAAGGCAGGGACCAAUCUUGUCCAUCGGAGCUUUUUCUUUCCAACGGACCCAGAGCAGCCUGACUGGAAGCCGUUCUCCCUUAAGAGCUAUUACAUCGCGAUGUUGACGGUAGUAUCUCUCGUGCUGGCUGGCGUGCAGGAAUAUUUGUACCAGAGAUCACACCGACUGGAGAAAGAAGGGCGGGGUCUGGUUAAUUUCAACGACGUUGACGAGAUAUCAACAUUGCUCUUCUUCUGCUGGAAGUAUUUACCCACCAUGGUCAUGGUCGCAUAUGGUGUUUUAUGGCAGAUAACCGACUUUGAGGUCAAGCGACUGGAGCCAUACUACCAGCUGUCACAACCUACGGGAAGCACUGCUGCACAGAGUCUCAACCUCGACUAUGCCACCCUGUGGUCGUACACGGUACCGAUCAAGGCUUUCAAGUACAAACAUUGGGCGGUUUUUGUCUCGUCCGUGGCCAGUAUCCUAGCUACCACUGCUGCGCCCUCCUUGCAAUCCCCCAGCAUCGAUUCUGUCGAGAACCCGAAGUGCAAUGACGACCCAGGAACAAACUGCCCUGACGACUUCAGAUACUUCAUCCGCAUCAAAGCCGUCUGGUCGCGCCUCGUGACGGUCUGCCUCAUCCUCGUCGCCCUGUUCUCCAUCGUUCUCCUGAUUCAGCUGCGCCGCAAAUCCGGCCUCCUUAGCGAUCCGCAUGGCGUCGCUGGCAUCGCAGCCAUGGCCACCAAAUCGCACAUCCUCCGCGACUUUGACGGCAUGGACGAGGCCCUUCACGACGAUAUCCACGAGAAGCUCCGCCAUCGCCGCUACAUCCUCUACAAAUCUACCAUCUGGCAAGGCGAAUACACCAAGAACGAAACCUCCAUUCGAACCGACAAGCCGCUCAAACCACCCAACCCAAACCCCAUCCUCCUCCGCCCCCCUUUCCUAAUGGCCUUCAUGAUCUCCAUGGCCGUCUUCCUCCCCUUCAUCCCCGCCAUCGCCUUCACAAACCUCAACAUCAUCGCCCGCAAACUCCCCUGGCUCCCCAUCCUCCUCGCCACCUCCAUCAAACAACUCUGGACCACGCUCGAGUUCGACGUCAAGCUCCUACACCCCUUCCGCACCCUCGCCACCGGGCCCGCCCCGGCCUCCCAAACCCUCACCCUCGACUACCGAGGCACCCCCUACGGCCUCCUUCCCGCCCAAGCCCUGCUCAACGGCCACUCGCUCGUCGCCCUCGUCGGCACCGGCUCCAUCCUCGCAGACAUCCUCACCAUCACGCUCGCCUCGCUCGCCCUCAAGGCCGGCACCGAGUCCCCGCGCUCCUUCAUCGCCUCCUCCGUCCUCUCCAUCGUCAUCGUCGCCGUCCUCAUCGCCGUCGCCUUCCUCGUCUUCCUCCGCCACAGAACCCCCUUCAUGCCCCGCCAGCCCGCCACCAUCGCCUCCAUCCUGGCCUUCGUGCACCACUCGCGCAUGCUCGACGACUUCGUCGGCACAGAGCGCUACUCCAACGCCCGCAUGCAGGAGCUGCUGGCCGCGAAGAACAAGCGCUACGCGCUGGGCUGGUUCAAGGGCCGCGAUAGUCGGCCGCAUUGUGCCAUUGAUGAGGAGCCGAUGCUGAGUCGCUAUGUGCAUGGAGUGAGUUAUCUGCAGGCGCAGGCGCCGUGGGAGGAGAAUGUGGGGUUCUAG
Aspergillus clavatus NRRL 1 is the source of this 1776-nucleotide messenger RNA. RefSeq names its product DUF3433 domain-containing protein. The transcript has a single exon. The record is from RefSeq and is a predicted model, not a curated record. The coding region runs from base 1 to 1776 and encodes 591 amino acids. NCBI's taxonomy places the organism in Eukaryota, Fungi, Ascomycota, Eurotiomycetes, Eurotiales, Aspergillaceae.